GAACAUAAUUCAAAUACAAAUAAAAAUUAACACAGUAUUUAAUUAAAAAAAUACAAAAAGAAAUCACUGAAAUUAUCUUAAAGAUAAUAAAGAGAGGAACAAACAAAAAAAGUAAACAAAUGUCGUUCAAAAGAAGAUAACAGACAAAUAUAUUAUAAAUAAGUGUAAAAUAAAUCUUUUUUGUGUUAAAGUGUAAAAUAAACAAACCCUAAAAACAGCAAAAAAUUAGGCAGCAGAAAAAAUCGCUUGAAAACCAAGAAAGAAAAAACACCGUUAAAAAACAUAAUAAUUCCCCCGCCCUAUACUCACACAUUAAACCAAACCAAUGGCCACAAAUUGCGAAUAUAUUGAGGAAAAUUUAAAGCAACAGCAAAAAUGUGGCAUUUCCAAAUCGGCCUCCUUAUCGAGUAUGACACACGAGGAGAAACAGGAUAGCACCGAGAAAUCCCCUAGUAAAUCCUCAUUUUCCGAUACCUCCUCGGAAGUGGGCAGUACUAGUGGUGGUGGAGGAGGUGGUAGUGGGCAGAGCCCCAGUACUUUGCAAAAAUCUAAAAAAUUACAAAAUAAUGGACAUUUACCCAUUGUACCCUCCAUAGGAGAUUGUGUUUUUGAACAUGCUUUUGAAAAGUCUAUGGAUGAUUUGGAACAUGGUGGCAAUGAUGGCUAUGAAACCGAUUCGGAGACUUCAUUGAAUGGAGAUCAUGAAGAAGAACCGUUUAAAGAAUUAACCAGCAGUAACAGUGAAAAUUUAACCUGUUCUACUGGUUUAGGUUCGGGUCCUCUAAGAACCUUUCCCAAAUCGAAUUCUUUUGAAUAUCACAGCAGUAGUACCGAUUCGGAUGAAGAUGCUGAGGAUGGUAUUAUUCAUGCGGCCAUAAAUAUGUCUCCGAAAUUCUGUAAUUCUGAUAUAUUUCAAAUGCGUCCUUACCUCAUGCCUUUUAUAGAGCGCAGACGUUUGUCUCAGUGCAAAGAGGAGGAGGAUGAAGAUGAGGCUGAUAAAUCACCACAACCCCAGGGGGAUCAACCUCCCAAAUAUGAAAAGGCUAUACCUGCUCCCCCACCACCGCCACCUGCUAAAGACAAAGCCUCAGCUGAGAAAUUUAAAGAUUUGGAGCGUUUAAGGCAACAAUUUAUGCAUAAAAUUGAUAGUAUCAAUACCAGCAAUGUGGAUGAUAUUAAAACGGUGACUGUUACCCCGGAAAUGUCUUCCCCACCGCCUCCACCGCCCAUACCACCCACUAUAUUACCACCAGCCUUAAUAAAUCUACUCGAAUCGGCCAAAUCCACCACAUCCGCGAAAACAGCAACAACUACUGCUUCCUCUAUACCAACCACCCCUGUUAAUACCAGCAAACAGCAACCACGUUCCCCUAGUCCUGAGACCCUUAUUAUCAAGGGAAAAUUUACAGUAACCAAAGCCCAAGAAACACCCGAACUACAACAAUUACGUAAUGAAGCCGAUAAACUUAAACAUUUAGACUCGUCCGCCAAUGCCCACACCAUCAGUUUUCCCAGCAGUUUUGGUGGUUAUUCCUCCGUGCAGGGUCUAUUCUCUCAACGCUAUGGCAGUAAUAAAUAUUCGCCAGUUACCCCCCAUUUAUCUAAGAAAUUCUUUGAUUCUUCUCUCGUCGAAAUACGUACACCCACCGAAAGUACUUCGUCGCUAAAUAAAUUAAAUUUAGAUGCGGCCUCUAAAACGGGGACUAACUGUGAUAAUAGUAUUAAUAUCUCUGCCACUCCACCUGCAACAAGAACCACCUCAGGUACAUUGGUUCCCGGUAAGAAGCCCGAAUAUCGUGAGUAUCCUCAUUUGGAUGAUGUUUGGAUAAAGAGAUCUUCGGAUUCGACACCAACUUCGUCUAUCACUUCGGCCACUAGCAGCACUUUACCAAAGAAACAGUACUAUACCACAGAUGAGAGUGCGGCUGAGAGUGGUCUUACUACGGCUGUUCAAUCGGAAGAUGUAAGUUUUUAUUUUAUUUAA
Molecule: messenger RNA, 1984 nt
Organism: Lucilia sericata (common green bottle fly)
Lineage: Eukaryota; Metazoa; Arthropoda; Insecta; Diptera; Calliphoridae
Product: myb-like protein V
Source: RefSeq, a predicted model, not a curated record